CAUAUUUAUAUUUGGUAGAGUGGAGCAGAUUGUUGAUCGCAGUAGCAGCUUAUCCGUCGUGGACAACGGAUACCGUUCGUAAUCCGCGCUUGGAAGUCAGAUCUCUCGGAAUGAGGAUGGAUAAAUGCAAAUGAAGACUGCAGAUUCGAUAAAAAAAAACAACAAAAAAUAUAUCGUCGGCUAUAACUUGCUUUGCUACAAUUUGUAAUCGCAACUGCCGAGAUAGGAUCAUCAGUAAACAUGCGAUUCGUGUCCUUCGCAGUUGUGCUCACUGUGAUUUUUGCAGAAGCUAGAUUGGACAUAUGGAAAGACUUCUCAUUGUUCCAGAGAGCAGUGAUCGACUUUAUUUUUCCAAAGGAUCCCAAUAUAGUGAGAGUAAGAAACUCGGAACAAGCUAGAACAACCGGAAAAGUGAGCACGUUGGACUUUAUCGGUUUAGUGGAGAGACAUGGCUAUCCAGCCGAAGAGCAUUAUGUCACGACGAAGGAUGGCUACAAUUUAUUGGUGCAUAGGAUACCUGGAAGUCCUGUGUCUAAUAAUCGGCAAAUGAAGAAAGUCGUGUUUCUUCAACACGGUAUUAUAUGUACGUCAGACUGUUGGGUACUUUUCGGCCCUGGUAAAGAUCUUGCAUUUCUAUUAGCUGAUGAAGGAUAUGACGUGUGGCUUGGAAAUUUCCGGGGAAAUUCUUAUUGCAGAUCGCAUGUUACUAUGUCUCCUAGAGAUAGCGAUUUUUGGCAAUUCAGCUAUCACGAGUCAGGCGUGCAAGAUCUGCCAGCUAUGAUCGAUUACGUGCUUAAUCAUACGGGGCGAAAAACUUUACGCUACAUUGGUCACUCAAUGGGCACUUCCACACUAUUUGUCUUGUUGUCCAUGAGACCCGAAUACAACACAAAAAUAAAUUUCGCAAUUUGCCUUGCACCAAUCGCCUUUUGGAUUGAAUACCCUAUUGUUUUCGGAAAUAUUUUAGAUAACGCACUACAGAUUAAGCAAUUUUUUAAUAACAACGGAAUUUAUGAAGUAGCUUCAUUAUCAUCGCUCACUAUUACGACAGGAAGAACAUUAUGUGCUGAUAAGGCAAUCACUCAACCUAUCUGCGUUGCGAUAAUUUUCGUACUCGCAGGAUCCGAUCCACAGCAAUUGAAUACUACGGCCUUACCGAAUAUACUAUCGCAUUAUCCGUGCGGUACUUCCGUGAAAACAUUAUACCAUUAUACUCAAAAUGUUCUUACAAAAAAGUUUGAAAGCUACGAUUAUGGACCUCUCGACAAUUAUGAGAGGUACAAACAGAGAACGCCUAUAACGUAUGAUCUCAAGAAGAUCACUGCACCUUUAGCUUUAUUAUCUGGUGCAAGCGAUGUUCUUGCUACAAGAACGAAUGUGCUUAGGGUAUACAGGCAAUUGCCCAAUGUCGUCGUAUUGGAGGAAAACCCAUAUAAAUCCUUUAAUCACUUGGACUUUAUGUGGGCCAUCGAUGCUAAAACUCUAAUAUUUGAUCGCAUAAUGGAACUGUUGCAGAAAUUUGAUACUGAAUCAAACCGGUACUACCUGUUCUGAGCGUCAUUGAAAGUAGCAUUCAAAGGUCGCAAUAAGAAGCUGUUAGCAAGUGAAGCGUUCAAGAACGUGUAUUACAAAUCAAAUUGGCAAGUACUGUAAAAUAUGUGUUAAUAACUGCUAAUACCGGUUCCGAUAGACUGAUAAGCAGUAUAAGAAAUGGUACGUUCUGAGAAAAAUUUAGUGGCUAGUGGAAGAGGAAGAGUAAAUAGAAGAAGUACAGGAGCAAAAGGAAGACCAAGAAUUAUGGAAGGUAUUAUCAAUCGACUGCAUCGAAGAUAACUAUUUGUGUUUUGCUUAUAAUCGGCAACGAUUUAUAAAACUAAUCAAGAAUGUGAAACAUGAAAAAUUAUUAAAAAACGGAUAAUUUCAUUCGUGAUUCUUUUUGUUUAAUAUUCGAAAAAGGAAGAUAAUUGAACUGUUUUAAGUUUUGCUUAUUUAUAGGGUAGGGUGUAAGAGAAAACUAUUUAAAAAAUAAAAUUUAUUUUUUAUACUUUAAUUAAUAUGUUUAUUUUUAUUCAUUAUACAUAUUGAAAUAAUUGUAUGUAACAUCGCACGAUAAAUGUGGAUGUGUAACUAUGUAAAAAUGUUUUCUGUUUUCAUGUGUGGACAUGUUGAAUUAUGAUGUGAAAAGUAAGAAUAAAAACCCAGAAAUAAC
This is a messenger RNA of Ooceraea biroi (clonal raider ant), 2209 nucleotides long. Its product is annotated as lipase 3. Gene Ontology annotation, molecular function: hydrolase activity, acting on ester bonds. Gene Ontology annotation, biological process: lipid metabolic process. The record is from RefSeq and is a predicted model, not a curated record. NCBI's taxonomy places the organism in Eukaryota, Metazoa, Arthropoda, Insecta, Hymenoptera, Formicidae.